AGAGUGAGAAGGAGACCAAUGGCAGGGCCUCUCCUAUUCCAGGCAAGGAGGACACGCCCAUACGCUUCGACAUCACUGGCAAGACCUUUGUGAAUGUAUCCCAUUUUCACCUUCGAAAGGUACACACCCUUCGCCAUCAUUCUGUACGAGGGCCAAGGCUGCGGGCCGUAGACGCAAAGGCUUGUGUGUAUAACUCACGGGGCAUCCCCCGCAGAUCCCGUCGCAUAACUUCGGCCGCCGACUCUACUCGUCAGACCCCCCUUGCCCACCGGCUUGCUUCCCUCCCCGGAUCUUGAUCAGUUUUCUCAUUAAAAUCCAGUGCCAAGGCCCACGGAAGCUCUAGCUUCCUCCUGCCUUUGACCUUGAAAAGCUUCUCCUUUCUUUCCGUACGGGUAGCUGCGAGGAGGGACAGAGUUACAACGGCCAUGAUCGAGUUCGUGGCUAGACGGGCCGUCGAGGCUCGUUGGGUCGAUGUCGAGGACCUGCCGUCGUCGCCUCUGCAGAAGGCCAUCAUGGCGAUCCUCUUCGGCUUCACCCUGACCGCGUUCUUGACCUGGGCGCUGAGGAUGUACAGCAAGGUCUCAUCCAAGCAGAUAGGACUGGAUGACUGGUUCAUGACCGGAGCCAUGUUCUUCUCCGUGGCCCUGCUCGCCCCGACGUACAUGUUCUUCAAGUACUACUACGCCGGCUUCCCGACGUCGUCCUUGCCCGAGGACUGGGACCCUUCCCCGAUGCUCUUCUGGAACUGGAUCAUGCAGGUGUUCUACAACCCGAUCCUCGCCCUCGUCAAGUCGUCGGUACUGGUCUUUCUUCUCCGGCUGGGCGGCCACAAGCCCGGUGUGCGGUACGCCAUCUACACCCUCAACACGGUCAACCUGGCCACCAUGGUUGCCAUCUUCUUGGUCGUGCUGUUCCAGACCAUUCCGAUCAAUGCCUUCUGGGACCCGACGAUCCCCAAGCAGAGGGAGAUUGACGGCCCUCUGUUCUACAUCGUCAGCGCCAUCAUCACUAUCAUUACCGACUUUUUUGUCCUCGCCAUCCCCUUUUGGAUCUUCCUCGGGCUCAAGAUGCGCAUGGCCGCUAAGAUAGGCCUCAUUGUGGUGUUCCUUGCGGGUGGCGUAUCGAUCGUGGUGGCCAUCCUCCGCGUCCACGAGCUGCGCAGGAAGCUAUACAACAUAGACCCCACCUACGACGCGCGCAACGGCAUCGGCGACACGUACAGCGCCAUCGAGGUGAACCUCUCCAUCAUCGCCGCCUGCAUCCCGGCUCUGCGGCCGCUCUUCCGCCGGUGGAUGCCGGGCAUGUUCUCCAACAAGAGCAGCGCCGACAAUGCGGGCUAUAACAGCGGCGCCGGGGGCGGGCAGUACGCGCGCUACGGCGCCGGCACCGGGAACGGCACAGGAAACGGCCGGAUCAACAGGAAUACGGUCGGCAACGGAUUCCCGAUGAAGGACAUGCGCAGCACGCACACGGAGAUUAGGGGCCACUCGCCGGACGGCAGCGAGGAGGAGAUCAUGACGUUUAACGGCAUCAUCCGGACGACCAAUGUCCACGUCACGUACAACGAUUCGAAUUCGAUCAUGACGGACAAGGAGUCGGGGGCGGAGCGUGUCGAUGCCGAGAAGCCGGUAAAGCAGAACAGCAACUUUGGCCUGGGUCCCAAUAUCUGAGAAAAGGAAGAAAAUAGGGGCUUACUGGUGCAGGGUUUGCGUAAUCCAACUUGGUGUAGACACUGGUUCCCAAUGUCCGGUCUCAGGCAGACCCCCGGUACACUACUGCCUACCGACAUGGGACCGGUACUGAAAACUCUGACUCUUACGGCUAUAUUAUUUUCCAUUUGUCUGUUACUGAUGAUUGAAAGAGGCCGAGUCACUAUGCUCGCUAAUUACACAUUGGGGUUCGACAGCUCGCUCAAGUGGUUGCAGCAGCUCAGGAGUACGAAAUAUCAGGAUCCAUUUUCCGCAUCACGACUCACAAUGAACUCCCGGGUAACAACCUGACCAGCGACACAAUUAUCCAACUUGGGGACGUUUGCGUGCAGAUCCAGAAACAUGGUUUGAAUGUUUGAAGGAGUCGCCUUCUGAUUAACAACCCCUCGUCAACAUCAAAGCAUACCGCUUCUACUGCACUCGGUUUGGCUUCUAGAGCCCAUGCGAAGCAAGACUCUCGGGCGAUGCAAAGACGGCUCACAUGAAUCACUUUCGCUUCAGAAUUCUCUGCUCUAACAGAAUUAUGAGCUUCAUCAGAUGACUUAAGAAAAUCCGG
Messenger RNA from Colletotrichum destructivum, 2265 nucleotides. RefSeq lists its product as uncharacterized. The coding region runs from base 426 to 1670 and encodes 414 amino acids. NCBI's taxonomy places the organism in Eukaryota, Fungi, Ascomycota, Sordariomycetes, Glomerellales, Glomerellaceae. The record is from RefSeq and is a predicted model, not a curated record. The transcript is spliced from 5 exons.